Anthonomus grandis grandis is the source of this 3043-nucleotide messenger RNA. RefSeq lists its product as uncharacterized. The record is from RefSeq and is a predicted model, not a curated record. Lineage: Eukaryota; Metazoa; Arthropoda; Insecta; Coleoptera; Curculionidae. The transcript has 5 exons. The coding region runs from base 1728 to 2699 and encodes 323 amino acids.
AGGGAAUGCCAUAUUAAAAAUAUUUAAAAUUUCCAGAAGAAAGCAAAUAUUGAGUUUUUGACAGAUGGCAUAUUUGUCAUGUAUGUCAAAUAUAUCAAAUAAAGAUUAUGUAUUAAAAAGUUAAGGUGGUUAAGGAAAACCUGUUUUGCUCUAUCUUUAUUAGAAUUAGUUGUAGAGCCCCUUAAAGUCAUAAAAAGUGCAAUAUUCAACGCUAGAUUUUUGUGUAAUAACAAAAAUGUUAUAACAUAGAGGGUUUUCUAUUAAAAAGAUAGUGAGUGAAGAUAAAGAAGUAGGAGAUGAUUUAUAUGUGCAUGAAUCAAACUCAAUAGAUUAUAAUUCAUCAGAUAUGGACAUAGACAUAACUUUGCCAGACCCAAUAACAAUGAUCAGUGUUGUAACUGAUCAAGAAAACAAUCACCCUAUUAAUGCUAUUGAAUUGUUUUCUCCUAUUUGCAAACCCUCCACUUCUCAGAAUGUUUCUAAUCAAGCAGCACCUUGUGCUGAAAAGCAGAGCGCAACACCUGAAACCAAGCCCAAACCACAAAUCAGCUACAAACAGAUGCUAAACCAGUUAAUUGAGACACCAUUGUCACCUCCAAAAUCACAUGUCAUUGUCACUUCUAAGAUCAAUGGAACUAAAAAAGCACGAAAAUUAAAGACAGCAAGAAAAUCAAUUUUGGAAUUUUCAAAUGCUACUAGAAUCUCCCAACUGACACCACAGGCAAAGAAAUUUUAUGUAAAAUUAAAAGAGUGGAGUGUUGAUUUAACCAACAAGACUAGACAAAUUAAAAGUUAUAAGUCACGAUUAGCAGAAGCAGAGAAAUUAAUAAAAAGUAAUAGUUUUGAUAACCUCCGAAAAGCGGUUAAUGAGCCUACUUAUCACUCUAUAAUGAGUCAAGUGCACAACCAAAACCUUAGGACACUGAAAUUAAGACGCUUCAAUACAGAAGAAAAGGUUUUGGCUUUAUCAAUUUAUAAAAAUAGCGGAAAAUGUUAUAGGCUUUUGAGUAAAAUUUUUGCAUUGCCUUCAUCAAAAACCCUGAACAGGCUAUUGCAGUCAAUAAAUUUAAAACCUGGCCUUAAUGAAAUUUUAUUUCAGAGCCUUCAAAGACAAGUAGAAAAAAUGAGUGAUAAAGACAAAACCUGCGUACUUGUAUUUGAUGAAAUGGAGAUAAGAUGAAGUCAUAGGAUUUCAGGAUAGUGGUAUUCAACCAAAAGAGAAAUAUAUUGCCGAUCAUGCCAAUGUAUUCCUACUUAAAGGGGUUUACCGUUUAUGGAAGCAACCGAUAUGCUUCACAUUUUGUCAAGGGGCUACAAAAGCAAUAAUACUAAAACAAUUAAUAAAACACAUUAUUGAGAAAUGUUUUGACGUGGGCCUAAAUGUAAUUGGAACCGUUUGUGAUCAGGGAUCAAAUAAUUCAAGAGCCAUAAAACUGCUUUUGGAGGAAACAGAAGAGCAGUGUAAGAGAAAAAACAUAAAAAACCACUUUUUCGGAUUCAAUGUCUGUGACAGGGAAGUGAUUCCAUUAUAUGAUGUGCCCCAUCUCUUCAAAGGGCUAAGAAACAACCUAUUGGACAAGGAUCUUCACUUUGAAAAAAAUGGCAUAAGAGGGUGUGGGAAAUGGAUCCAUAUCCAACAACUUUUUGCACUAGACAAUACACAACCUUUAAAAAGGCUUUGUCCAAAAUUAACCGAGCAGCAUGUAGAGCCCCAAAAAAUUAAAAAAAUGAAGGUAAAAUUGUGUACUCAAGUGUUCAGCCAUAGCGUUGGUUCUCUUUUAACGAGAAUUCCUGGAUGGGAUAUUAAAGAUAAAAAUAAGCUUGGCCCUGAAGCGGAAUCUACUGGUGAGCUGAUCCUUUUUUUAGACAAGCUUUUUGAUAGCCUUAACUGCUUAAGGUAUUCAAAAAUGGGUAAUGCAGCAAAGCCUUUGAAGUGUCCUAUGACCAGAAAUUCUGGUCAUAAAAGUUUUUGGUUGGAAUCCCAAAAAAUCAUACAAAGUAUGAAAUUUUUUUCGCAUGCUAAGCAAACCUUUGUAAAUGUACCAACACUUAAAAAUCUUAAUUUUACAUUAAAGGGAUUUUUAAGAUUGACUGACAAGCUUUUUGAUAAUGCAGGCUGCAAAUUUGUGUUAACAGGGGCAUUUAAUCAAGAUGCCCUUGAAAACUUUUUCAGCUACAUUCGCGCACACUGUCUAAGAAAUACCAAUCCAUCGCAAAAUCAAUUCAUGGCAUCUUUUAAAACUUUGAUGAUGAAUAAUUUUACCGCAGUUCACUCUCCUGGAGCAAACUGCAAAAGAGAUUGUUCUGAAGGUUUAGAUAAUCUUAGGAGUUUGCUUACAGGAGGGCAAAUUACUGAUGUUUUAGCCACAGAAACAAAUGAAGAAGUAGUCAUUCCAAAGGAUGUUUUACUACAAAAAACUAAUAAAAUAGGUAGCUGCAUUACGACUUAUAUGUGCGGUGUUUUAAUUAAAAUUGUUCAAAAAAACCGAGCAAUAAAAAAAUGUGAGAAGUGUAUGACCAAUUUAAAAAUUCGGCAUCUUUUACCAAAUCAUUAUAAUGAUGAACUAAUAACUGCCAAGCAAUUUGAAAAGGGCAAUUUAAUAAGGCCAGGAGACUUAGUAAUUUUUUUGAUCAGAUCAUCUUUUGAUUAUUUAAGUUUCUUAACUCCGCAAUUGGCGACAUCAAAAAUAAGGCCCUAAACAUUCUUUAUAUUCUAACAAAAAUGUUUUUUUUUUAUAUAACCACAUCAUAAGCUCUCAGGCAGUUGAAGUGCCCCUUGCUGUAUAUUUUCAUGCAGAUUGUCACCCCCUGAAGUAAUAAUUAAAAUAUGUAAACUUAAGUGAAAAUAUGCAUUUCCCUAAGUCAUAGAAUAAUAAUUAUAUUGUAUUCAAAUAUGAUGGAAUUAUAUCAAAAACUGACAAAUAAUUUAAACUUUUAAAUUACACAAAAUUUUAAAAAAUUGUCCUAAUUUCAAGAAUAUAGAUCAUAAUUUACAUUGGCUUUACUUCCUUUAAAACCUUAUUUAUUUACUUAAUAAGUAAGG